Messenger RNA from Amphibalanus amphitrite, 2781 nucleotides. RefSeq names its product histidine--tRNA ligase, cytoplasmic-like. Gene Ontology annotation, biological process: mitochondrial translation; histidyl-tRNA aminoacylation. The record is from RefSeq and is a predicted model, not a curated record. The transcript has 8 exons. Bases 652 to 2217 code for a protein of 521 amino acids. NCBI's taxonomy places the organism in Eukaryota, Metazoa, Arthropoda, Thecostraca, Balanomorpha, Balanidae. Gene Ontology annotation, molecular function: ATP binding; histidine-tRNA ligase activity. Gene Ontology annotation, cellular component: mitochondrion; cytoplasm.
CUACUUUUCACGUUUUUCUUGCGUUUUUCACUGAAUCGUGGGAAUGGCCAAGGAGUAUGGAAUGGACUGUUGGGCUUGUUCAAGGCAGUGUUCAAGGGUCCAUCGCACGCAUUGCACACGGCAUUUGGCUUAAAGUAGAGAGAAUUUACUCCGAAUUGUUUCGGCGCUACGGUGAUAUUUUGCAUUUAACAUAUACAUUUUGACAGAUUUUGACGUUGACAUUGGUCCUAGCACAUUUUGUGCAAUUCAUUUUUUCGCAAUGCGUCAUUUGCUUUCAAUGGAUUUUUCAAAGCUUCUGCUCUGACAUCAUUUUCGUAAAGAAAUGAACAUUUCAACGAGACUUUUUGUAAUGGCGCAGAACAGACAUUCACAGUACUGCCCACAGUUUUCUUUAAAAAAUCAUGACAUCAUAAAUACUGUAUGCUGAUUGGUCGAAAUGAAAACGUAUAGGAAACCUUCUGCAGUCAUUGGCGUUCAAUAUGACGACAAAAGAUCCCAUCAUUUUUUUUUCAUAACCGGCCACGACCUCUUCGAAUCCGAUAUUGGAUACACGCCGAUGGCGGUGCAGAUUUGCCUCGAAGUUUGAAGAGGGAACUGAAGAGUUCAAAUAUUUAUUUGGCUCAACAUUACUUUGAAUAUUCUAGAGCAUAAAUGAGUCUGAGGCUGGUGGCCGGCGCGCGGCGGUUCGGCUCUGCGGGCGCCCACCGCUGCUGCUGUCCCUGCCUCGGCCGCCAGCGCCAGCUGGACGGUGAGCUGCAGCGGCUGGCCGCCCUCCGAGCCCGCCUCUGCUCCGGAGACGCCUCAGACGGCGACGUCAGCGGCACUAACACGGGCGGAAAGCAGCGCCAUGAGAGCUCCCGGUCAGCCGGCGCGGGCGGCAAACUCAUCCUCAAGACGGCCAAGGGCACGCGCGACUUCCAGCCGGCCCAGAUGGCACUGCGCGAGCGUGUGUUCGCCUCCAUUGUGGAGACGUUCAAACGCCACGGCGCCGAGACCAUCGACACGCCCGUGUUUGAGCUCAGGGAAGUGCUCACAGGCAAGUACGGCGAGGAUAGUAAGCUCAUCUACGACCUGAAGGACCAGGGCGGCGAGAUCCUGUCGCUGCGCUAUGACCUGACCGUGCCGUUCGCCCGCUACGUGGCCAUGAACAAGAUCAGCAGCAUCAAACGCUACCAGAUCGCCAAGGUGUAUCGGCGCGACCAGCCGUCGCAGGCGCGCGGCCGCUACAGAGAGUUCUACCAGUGUGAUUUCGACAUAGCCGGCUCGUACGACCCGAUGGUGCCGGACGCCGAGUGCGUGCGGAUCGUGGCCGAGAUCCUCGAGUCGCUGCAGCUGGGCACGUUCGUGGUGAAGGUGAACCACAGACAGAUCCUGGACGGCCUGUUCGAGGUGUGCGGCGUCCCGCCAGACCAGUUCCGCAGCAUCUGCUCGGCCGUCGAUAAACUGGACAAGAGUCCAUGGGAGGAGGUGAAGCGUGAAAUGGUCGAGGAGAAGCACCUGUCUCCGGAGGUGGCAGACAGGAUCGGCCACUACGUCAAGUUCUCGGGCGGCCCGGAGCUGGUGGACACCCUGCUGAAGGACGCAGCUCUGGCGGCCAACAAGAACGUGUCGGCCGGUCUGGAGGCGAUGCGCGCCUUCCUCGGCUACUGCGCGCUGUACGGCGUCGGCGGUCGGGUCAGCUUCGACCUCAGCCUGGCGCGCGGCCUCGACUACUACACGGGCGUCAUCUACGAGGCCGUGUUAGAAGGCGGUGACGUGGGCAGCAUCGCCGGCGGCGGCCGCUACGACGGCCUGGUGGGCAUGUUCGACCCCAAGGGUCGCUCUGUGCCCUGCGUGGGCGUCAGUAUCGGCAUCGAGCGGCUGUUUGCCAUCAUGGAGGCGCGGGCUGACAAGGCUGACCAGAAGGUGCGCACCACGGAGACGGAGGUGUACGUCUGUUCGGCACAGAAGGGGCUCAUGGACGAGCGGAUGAAGCUGCUGACCACGCUGUGGGACGCCAACGUCAAGGCGGAGCAGUCGUACAAGAAGAACCCGAAGCUGCUGCAGCAGCUGCAGUACUGCGAGGACCACGGCGUGCCGUUCGCAGUGAUCCUCGGAGAGAGCGAACUGCAGCGUGGCGUGGUCAAACUGCGCCACGUAGCCACACGCGAGGAGACAGAAGUGCAGCGGGACCAGCUCGUGGAGGUGCUGCGUGCGAAAUUAGCCGCCCUCGGCUGACCGGCCGUUGCCACCCGGCCCGCCCGAUCCAGACCAAAGGCUGCGUCCACGCCCCUGUGAUGAUCCAGCGCAAUGGAAGAGCCACAGUCGGCUCUACACGCCGUGAAACGAUAGUAAUUUAUUGCGGUUGGUUGUUUUUCGUGCGUGGAGGUGCGUUUUUACCCGCGUGAUGCGGUUGACGGCGUCCUGAGCCCGGUACGAAGUGAAGUCAGUCAGUGAUGUUCGACAUUACGGGAUGCGGCGCUGAGAUUGUCUGUGGCCUGUGUGGUGUGUUUGACGCAGAAGCGCCGUGGAGUGCGCUGUGUGUUCCUUGUGCUCUGUGUGCGUCGAUUUGUGUAAGUGUUCGGCCGCUCUGGCGCUGCCCCGAGGCGGGCAGGACCGCCACUCUGAGCUUGGCGGCGCUGUUCCUUGCCACCGGGACUGGGAUGCCACGCGGGUCGGCGGCCAGCACUUUGCUGCCGCGCCGCCGCGCCGCCGCGACGUCUCACCAUCAUGACUCAGUGACGUCGGGACCAUCCACCUCGACCGAACAUCACGACGAAAUACAGCCCGCAAUGGGACCGA